This is a messenger RNA of Folsomia candida, 2655 nucleotides long. RefSeq names its product ARL14 effector protein. Lineage: Eukaryota; Metazoa; Arthropoda; Collembola; Entomobryomorpha; Isotomidae. The record is from RefSeq and is a predicted model, not a curated record. The transcript has 5 exons. Gene Ontology annotation, cellular component: intracellular membrane-bounded organelle. The coding region runs from base 941 to 1543 and encodes 200 amino acids.
AUCCACGGAUGAGUAUACUGUGAAGUGUAAAGUAGGAAAUUGUAACCUUCCCUUCUAAUAAUUGAAUUGAAUUUAUAAACAUACAAUAAAAGUGAAAACAGAUAUCGCUAAACAUGGAUGAUGCAGAUGCACCAGAAGAACUUUCCAGCAGGGGUGGGCAAGAUACUUGGUCAAGAUACAAGAUAAAAGAUACAAGAUAGUAUCUUUAUCUUGUAUCUUCGUCGCCUGAUCAGAGAAGUAUCUUGUAUCUUCUAUCUUCUAUCUUUUAGAAAGUCGAAAGUAUCUUGUGUAAGUAUCUUAUCUAGAUAUGCAUGGCAGAAAAGUAUCUUAAGAUACUUUUGACAAGAUACAAGAUACUUUUUCUCAAAAUUCCGUCAAAUUACGUCAAUUUCUUACUAAAGUCAGUCAAUUUGACCAUGAAUUUGUCGUAACCAGAAUUUGGUGAAUUUUUAGUUUAUGUUUUGCCAAUUCGUAACAAACUUGUACAUAUAUGCACAUAUAUAUAUAUAUAUGUACAUGUGUACUCGUACAUACAUACUGAUACAUACGUUGCACAUUACAUCUACGCUGAACUAAUGUAUAGAUCUUAUAGGGUUUAGUUUGAAUAAGCAGGGAAUAUUGUAAAAAUAAUACCAGCUUCUUAAGAAUAUACGUAUGUUAGGUAGAGUUCUAGUUUUUCGAAAUUUAGACCUUUUUCGAUGUAUAAGCACUGGCAACAAAAUUUGUAAAAUGAUUCUAGAAUGAUUUUAAAUUUUGUACUUACUAGAUUUUUUCGGUUAAAUGAUUAAACAUGACUAAUUGGGCAUGAAUACCAAGCUAAAAAAGAAAGUAUCUUAUCUAGUAUAAAAGUAUCUUAAGAUACAUAUCUUGUAUCUUGUAUCUUGACUACUCAAUUUUUAGAAAAGUAUCUUGUAUCUUGUAUCUUGUGUACUUAAACAAGAUGUAUCUUUUAUCUUGUAUCUUAUAUCUUGUCUUAGAGAGUAUCUUAUCUUGUAUCUUGUAUCUUACGACCAAAGUAUCUUGCCCACCCCUGCUUUCCAGCUCAAUUCCUGAUGUCGAAAUGCAUGAAAUCGUGCCGGAGGAAAUUAUACUGCUUGAUGAUUCGAGCAACUCAUGCGACAAACCUAGCUCAGGCCCGAAUAGCGAUGGCGAAUCAAAAUCCAAUGUUUGUAAAAAUGAUCCUGAGGCUGAAUUCAUCCAAAGCAUGGGAAGAGGCCCAUCGUCUUCAAAGAUAAAAGCGGGUACAGCUGAAUAUUUACAGUUUAUGCAAGAUUUUGACCCUCAAAAAUCCAGUCGUAAUCAACAAAAGAAAAAGAAAAGAUAUCACCACAAUGAUGGCAGAUUAGUACAGUAUGCAGACGAUUUUGAUGAUUGUGAUUGUCUGAGACCUAAUUGUGUAGGCUGUCAUAUGCCCUGCCCCUCGUGCAAUGACACUAGGUGUGGAAGUGAGUGUAGGGUAAGCAGAAAAUGGAUAUACGAGACUGUAGAAAUUGAAGGAAGCAACGUAGAAUUUCGAAAUCCUCACAGCUCUUCCUUUACAUAACUUCUCAGUUAUUAGAUAAUGGUUUUCCUUAUCAUUGUACUAGCUGUUUUAGUCUGACCCAGGGAUUGUACAACAUUAGCUGAAAUUUUAGAAAGUUAAUGCCCGUAAUUUAAUGUCACGCGAAAUGAACCACAUUUAGCAUGAGUUAAUUUAUCCAGGCGCAGAGCCAACGAAUUGAUAAUAGUGAUGUAAAAUUUAGCGUCCCACUGUUUGUACAUCAUGUAUAUAAUAUAUGGCGCAUGAUCGUCAAAGUAUAUAUUUAUUGACGACUCUUUAAAUUUGAAACCGACACUGUUCAACCUUCUCAAAGACCUUUACGAAAUACGUGUAUUGAUCACACUAUCAAAAAUUUGUUUUCAAUAUUUUGGGAUUUUAGUAAAUAAAAUAUUUGCAUCAGCAUUUCGAUACUGUGUAUUCAAAUAUUUGUUACUAGAAAAUUCCAGUUACAUUGUUAUUUCUCGCAAUUUUAAAGUUUUAAUAAAUUUGCAUUGUCAAAUUUUUUGACUCAAAUGAUCACAAAGAUGAAUAAAAAUUUUACUUAUUAUUCCAUUUAAACAGAAUUUUUAAAAAUCUGACUUUUGUAACUUACUCGACAUUUCUUUCCGGAAAUUAAGUAUAUGGUUUAAAUGUUUUUAAUGUUUUAUGGUUAUAUAUUUAAUGUUUUAUUCACCGUAAUUUGUUAACAAUAUCAUUUAAAAUGCAUGGAAGUUUUAAGUGUAAUAAAUUUCGUUAAACGUUUUUCGUGGUCGGAGGGAGUCGCUGGAGGAGAAAAGCUGUGGAGCGAGUGGUUCUUCAGUCGUGGUAGUGAUCCGUUGUCCAAUGUCUUUAGUAAAAGUUUAUGGUUUAAUUUACUGAAAAUAUUAAUUUUAUGGAAAUACUAAUAGAAUGUAACUGAAGAGCUUUAACUAGUUAGACAUCAGCCCUAAAAAUGGGUUUAUAAAAAAAAAUUCAAAAUAUUUUUCGGUAUUUAUUAAAAACAUAAAAUAAUCGAGGUUGAUUGUAACCAAUUGAUAAUAGUGUAAUAUAGAUUAGCAACACGAAAUAAAUCCUUUAUGCAUAUACUUUUGACAAACGUAUUUAUUAAAAUUGUAUUAUAGGUUUAAAGGAUAAAA